GCAUAAAUGAGCUUCCAGCGCGGACUCGGUGCAGAGCUCUGGCUCCAGCCCUCACUGCAGCACCGAGGUGGUCCCCAGAGGCCCCCAGAGGCCCCCAGCAGCACCCAGCAGCACCCAGCGGCACCCAGCGGCACUCAGCGGCACCCAGCGGCACCCAGAGAGCCCGGAGCCGGAGCGAGCCCGCACAGAUCGCAAGGUAGGACCGAUCGACCCAAGACACAACCAGAUCCACCGCAGCAGACGCGUCCGGACAGCCCACCUCGUCGCCCCCUCCACCUCCCCAGAGCACCUUGUGGUCUGCAGUCCCGGCCUUCGACCAGAACCCUCGGCGCAGAUGGAGCUGGACCGCAUGACCAGCGGUGGCCUCCACGCCUACCCCGGGCCGCGGGGCGGGCCGGCCGCCAAGCCCAACGUGAUCCUGCAGAUCGGAAAGUGCCGCGCAGAGAUGCUGGAGCACGUGCGCCGGACCCACCGGCACCUGCUGACCGAGGUGUCCAAGCAGGUGGAGCGCGAGCUGAAGGGGCUGCACAGGUCGGUGGGCAAGCUGGAGAACAACCUGGACGGCUACGUGCCCACCGGCGACUCCCAGCGCUGGAAGAAGUCCAUCAAGGCCUGCCUGUGCCGCUGCCAGGAGACCAUCGCCAACCUGGAGCGCUGGGUCAAGCGUGAGAUGCACGUGUGGAGGGAGGUCUUUUACCGGCUGGAGCGCUGGGCUGACCGCCUGGAGUCCAUGGGGGGCAAGUACCCGGUGGGCAGUGAGCCCGCCCACCACACCGUCUCCGUGGGCGUGGGGGCCCCCGAGAGCUACUGCCACGAUGGGGACACCUAUGACUACACGGUCAGCCCCUAUGCCAUCACCCCACCUCCAGUUGCAGGAGAGCUGCAGAGCCAGGAGGCAGUGGAAGCGCAGCAAUACCCACCCUGGGGUCCCGGUGAGGAUGGGCAGCUGAGCCCAGGAGUGGACACUCAGAUCUUCGAGGACCCUCACGAGUUCCUCAGCCACCUGGAAGAGUACCUGAGGCAGGUGGGCGGCACCGAGGAGUACUGGCUGUCGCAGAUCCAGAACCACAUGAAUGGGCCAGCCAAGAAGUGGUGGGAGUUCAAGCAGGGCUCGGUGAAGAACUGGGUGGAGUUCAAGAAGGAGUUCCUGCAGUACAGCGAAGGCACCCUGUCCCGGGAGGCCAUCCAGCGCGAGCUGGACCUGCCACAGAAGCAGGGGGAGCCGCUGGACCAGUUCCUGUGGCGCAAGCGAGACCUGUACCAGACCCUGUACGUGGACGCUGAGGAGGAGGAGAUCAUCCAGUAUGUGGUGGGCACCCUGCAGCCCAAGCUCAAGCGCUUCCUGCGCCACCCGCUCCCCAAGACCCUGGAGCAGCUCAUCCAGCGGGGCAUGGAGGUGCAGGACGGCCUGGAGCAGGGGUCUGACUCCAACUGCCUCCGCCUCUCUGCCGAAGAAGAGAACGAGACCCUCACACCUGCCCUCACCAGCGAGUCUGUGGCCAGCGACCGGACCCAGCCCGAAUAGAGGGCUGCCUGCUCCCUGCACCCCGAUGUGGCCUUUGCCCAUCAGGACUUUCCAGCUGGGCUGACAACUGCAGGGGAGGGAGCCCUGGGCCCUGUCCAGCUUUGUCAAAGCCUGGCCUUGUCCUCUCCAACUGACUGGCACAGAUACACCUCAUCCAGAUGUGGGCUCUGCCCCCACCCCAGGCAGCAAAGUCUCCCUCACCCCUCUGCAGGUUCCCUUCCCCAAUCACCCCAGCUCUGUCUGUCUUCCCUGGUUGGGGUCUGCUGGGCUGGUGACUCCACCCUCCACACUCUCAAGACCACAAGAUGACAUCCCAGCUUCCUCAUUCUACUCCAUGUUCAGCCCUCUGGGCACUCAGAUACCAAGCACCCAGAUGUUCCAAGACAGUGGACACCAAGCUCAUGGGACAGCCCAGAGUAGAAGCUAAGGCAGAAACAGGGCCAUGAUAUCCUCACUUCCGGAUGCCACCCUCUCCUGGCAGUCGCCGCCGAGCCGGCUGGCACCCUUGCCACCGCCGCCGCUGCCAAGGCAUCUGGCCAGCCCCGGGCAGAGCAGCUUCCUCCUCCUCCUAGAGUUGAGUCGAGUCGAAGCUGCAAAUGUAGCAGCAGCAGCAGCAACCUCAAAAAAACAGACCUGGUGUCCUGGUGCCUCCUGGCCCCUCAGCCAGCAGCAGUGAUUCACACUGUCUGGAGAAGCCUCACUGAGCUCGCUCCAUGACUCACCCAGGCAGUUGGAGGGUCCCACAGGGACUGAGUCCUGCGAUCCAGCUAAGGCAGCAGCUGAUCUCUUCAGAGCCAGGAGAGUGACAACAGGUCUGAAGCCUUCCCUAGAGCCCUCGCUGCUGUGGCUCCUGCCCGUUCCUCCUGCAAGCUGCCUCCACAGGAGGAGUGAGGCCAUCAAGAAGCACCCUGGCAGAGAUGAGAGGAAGCAGACUGGUGCGAGGGCCAGGGCUGCCACUCUGCCCGCCCCACUGGCUUCCGGCCUUCCUGUCCUAGGCCUCCGGCAACUGGAGUCAAGGUGUCUCCCUCCAGCCCAGGAACACCCUCUCUUUGUCUGCCACAUGGCCACCCUCUCCUGCCAGAGCAACCCAGAGCCCUGCGACUGAGGCCACAGCCCCUGCCCCUGCCCCUGCCCAGCUCCAGGGGAUACUAGGAGCUUCUGCUCCAGGGGCUUAUGCAGGUGCUCCCCCAGCCCUGCUGUUGCCCAGGCCCAGUCCCCCAGCCCCCCAGCCCCCCCAGCACCAGAACCCCGGUGCUGGCUGGCUGCUCGUGUCUGCUACCCAAGCAGGCCCUGGCUGGAGGCUUUCUUUUCUGCCUGUCCACUGGAGUUUCCCAGAUUUCAGGACCCAAUAUAUGCAGAUGACCUUGACUACCUUUCCAUCCUGCACCCCUGCUGCCUCCCCCAAAUUUUAUUUUUGCACAUAAGCCACAAUCCAUCCCACAGAUUGGCAUGGCUGCAGGAAGGCCCCAGGGGCUUAAGAGUGUGGACCCCCUCAUUCCCUGAAGAUAAAACCUUGAAUGUCAGCCCUCUUCCCCAAAGAUAGCCUCUUUUGUAAGAUUUUACUAAUAAAAAGUGGAAAUUUC
Messenger RNA from Erinaceus europaeus (western European hedgehog), 3108 nucleotides. RefSeq names its product activity regulated cytoskeleton associated protein (gene ARC). Bases 335 to 1525 code for a protein of 396 amino acids. The record is from RefSeq and is a predicted model, not a curated record. Gene Ontology annotation, biological process: modulation of chemical synaptic transmission; positive regulation of AMPA receptor activity. Gene Ontology annotation, molecular function: mRNA binding. The transcript has 3 exons. NCBI's taxonomy places the organism in Eukaryota, Metazoa, Chordata, Mammalia, Eulipotyphla, Erinaceidae.